AUGGAUGAUAGUACCGGAGAGAUGAACUUGUUGCAUUAUUUGUCCCGUACCCAAAUUCAACUUCCUUCACGAGAUAACUUAAUGACUUCUAAUGGUCUCGGAGAUCAUGAAGUGCUCUGGAACCUCAUGGAGAACGCUAUCUUAUCUGCAAGUCCUUCCGUUACCUCAGAUUAUGUACUCGUGGUCAACUAUCACGCAGAUAUUAAUCGUUUGGCUUUCUGGAGACCUGGAGAUCUCAAUUGGACAAAUAUUGAGAUGAACAAUUUGGGUGCUGUCAUGGGUAUGAAUUAUUAUAAGGGUAAAUUCUAUUAUGUUACAGCUCGUGGUGAAUUUUGGGUUUUCGAAGUUCCAGGGCCUGCUACUCCCAAACCAAACGCAGUAGAGCAACACUUGCUUUAUUGGUCCGAAGACGAUAUAUUUCUUCAGCAUUCAGUUCAAUAUUACCUGGUCGAGCUAUCAGAUAAACUAUUAUUUAUUACCCGAUUUGCUCAUUAUCCAGAGCUUCAUAGAUAUAAGACCUAUAAAUUUAAAGUCUUUGAAGUAGAUGUAAUCAAGGGCGAAUUAAAGGAGGAAGAUGAGAUUAAAACCUUGGGAGAUUCAGCUAUUUUUUUGGGCUUUAAUACAGGAACAUGUUCAAUUGACUCUUCUAAAUUUCCUGGAAUCAAGCCUAAUUAUAUAUAUUUUACUGACGAUUGGUAUGAUAAAUUUAGCUAUUUUGAUGGUGCUGGUAGAGAUAUGGGGGCUUACAAUUUUGAAGACGGAGAAGUUGAAUCUAUAUAUCCUGGAUUGUCACUUAGUCAUAUUUCUCCGCCUACUUGGAUUAUACCAUCACAAAUAAUGUGA
This is a messenger RNA of Solanum tuberosum (potato), 843 nucleotides long. Its product is annotated as putative F-box protein At5g55150. The record is from RefSeq and is a predicted model, not a curated record. The transcript has a single exon. NCBI's taxonomy places the organism in Eukaryota, Viridiplantae, Streptophyta, Magnoliopsida, Solanales, Solanaceae. The coding region runs from base 1 to 843 and encodes 280 amino acids.